Ricinus communis (castor bean) is the source of this 2659-nucleotide messenger RNA. Its product is annotated as very-long-chain aldehyde decarbonylase CER1. The record is from RefSeq and is a predicted model, not a curated record. Gene Ontology annotation, molecular function: iron ion binding; oxidoreductase activity. NCBI's taxonomy places the organism in Eukaryota, Viridiplantae, Streptophyta, Magnoliopsida, Malpighiales, Euphorbiaceae. Gene Ontology annotation, biological process: lipid biosynthetic process. Bases 461 to 2329 code for a protein of 622 amino acids. The transcript has 10 exons.
UUUUUCCUUUGUGACCACAUUUGCUACUGGUGACAUGUUUCCAGAUUGAUGUUAGAUUACAUUAAUAUUAGCAGUCCCAAUAAAUGAGAAGCUUCUUUUUUAAUCUCAGCAAUAAAUUUGUUAUAGCUUUUCAUUUAUGGUUUCUCCAACAUGCCACUCUCCCAUUCGUCCACACGCCUCUUCAGCAGUUGAACUAAUUAAUACUUCGCAUUCUCCCACGUACCAUGUUCAUCUUUUAUAUUCUUAAUUAUAUAAUGUAAUAAAAUACUUUCAAUAAUCUUCUUUAUUUUUUAAACACUCUUCAUUAUAUAAUAGAAAAAAUUGUUUUAAAGAAUGCCCUUUUCCAAAAGAAUACGAGGGAAUCGAAUCUUUUAAUUUUUUAUCAUUCAUUCCACUUCAUUUUUUCCUAUAUAUAUUAAUAGACAGUUGUUGUGGAGUUGCUAACUCAGCAAAACAAAGUAUGGCUUCUAUGCCUGGAGUUUUCAGUGAAUGGCCAUGGAAGCCUCUUGGAAGCUUCAAGCAUGUGGUAUUGGCUCCGUGGGUGAUUAACCACAUAUAUUCAAUCGUGGUAAAGGGAGAAAAAGAAAAUCCAAGCUAUUUAAUAUUCCCAUUUUUGUUGUGGAGGAUGGUUCACAACCAGCUUUGGAUCAGCCUAUCCAGAUAUCGGACAGCUAAAGGGAAUAACAGGAUCAUCGACAAAGGCAUUGAAUUUGAUCAAGUAGACAGAGAAAGAAAUUGGGAUGAUCAGGUCCUGCUAAAUGGAAUCCUAUUUUACGUGGGGGCGAUGGUUAUCCCGCAGGCGAAUCGAAUGCCAAUGUGGAGAGCAGACAGUAUAAUCAUAACAAUUCUGCUUCAUAUAGGGCCUGUCGAGUUUCUUUACUACUGGUUUCAUAGACUUCUUCAUCAUCAUUAUCUCUACUCUCGCUAUCAUUCCCAUCACCAUUCCUCCAUAGUUACAGAGCCCAUUACAUCUGUGAUUCAUCCUUUUGCAGAACACUUGGCAUACUUCAUCCUCUUCGCAAUACCAUUAUUGACGACGGUGCUGAGUGGAACCGCCUCAGUUGCAGCAUACUGUGGUUACAUUACUUACAUCGACUUCAUGAACAAUAUGGGUCACUGCAACUUUGAGCUCAUUCCUAAAUCCUUUUUUUCCAUUUUUCCACCUCUCAAGUACCUCAUGUACACUCCUUCGUUCCAUUCGCUUCACCACACUCAGUUCAGAACAAAUUACUCGCUUUUCAUGCCAAUCUAUGAUUACAUCUAUGGAACCAUGGACAAAUCUUCAGAUUCCCUUUAUGAAAGCUCCCUUAAAAGGCAAGAGGAAAUCGCUCAUGUGGUGCACCUGACCCAUAUGACUACACCGGAUUCCAUAUAUCAUCUACGGCUGGGAUUUGCCUACUUGGCCUCCAUCCCACAAUCAUCCAAAUGGUACCUUUGGUUAAUGUGGCCUGUUACCCUUUGGACUAUGAUCUUCGCUCGGAUUUACGGUCGCACUUUUCUACUCGAGAGGCAUCGAUUUGACAAACUCAGAUUGCAAACUUGGGUCAUACCCAAAUACAAAAUCCAAUACACCAUACAAUGGCAAAAUGAAUCUAUUAACAAAAUGAUUGAACAAUCCAUACUCGAAGCAGAGGCAAAAGGCGUUAAAGUGUUGAGUCUUGGGCUCUUGAAUCAGGGGGAGGAGCUGAAUAGGUAUGGGGAGGCAUACAUGGUGAAGCAUCCAAGGUUGGGAAUAAAGGUGGUGGACGGAAGCAGUCUAGCAGUAGCAGUUGUGCUUAAUAGCAUUCCGAAAGGGACAACCCAACUUCUGUUUAGGGGAAGGCUGAGCAAGGUUGCUUUUGCUGUUGUUUUGGGCUUGUGUCAGAGGGGAAUUCAGGUAGCAACAACCCUCAAGGAAGAUUACGAGAAGCUGAUUAAGGCAUCACCCAACAGCGAGUGUGGCAAAAACGUGCUUCUUUCAAAAAACUAUUCGCUAAAGACGUGGCUAGUAGACGAUGGGUUGAGGGAAGAGGAGCAAAAGAAGGCAAGUAAAGGAACGGUAUUCAUUCCAGUGUCCCAAUUUCCACCGAAGAAAGCACGCAAUGACUGCUUCUACUACAGUACACCCGCAGUGGUAGCUCCCUCGGCUCUUGAAAAUGUGGACUCUUGUGAGAAUUGGUUGCCAAGAAGGGUGAUGAGCGCAUGGCGGGCAGCAGGAAUAGUGCAUGGGCUGGAAGGAUGGAAUGUGAAUGAAUGCGGAUACACCAUGUUCGACGUGGACAGGGUUUGGCAAGCUACUCUCUGCCAUGGCUUUAAACCUCUACUGCUUAUACCCUCCACUCAAUUCUAAAUAUUGGGUUCCCCACCAAUUUAAUGCCUCAUUUUGCUGCUGCUGCUGCUUUUUCAUUUCCAGACAUAUAAAGCUGUGCCUUAAAAGCUUACCAACCCCCCCACACGCAAAACUUCACAUAUAUAUAGCAUAAGCUUGGGAUCUUUCUUUUCUAAAAUAAAGCUGCUAAAGCCUUUAAUAUAUAUAUAUAUAUAUAUAUAUAUAUAUAUAUAUAUAUAUAUAUUAUUAUUAUUAUUAUUGUGGAUGAAUGAAAUGAAAUGAGGCUCGCCAUUUAUCUGUUAAUGUAAUACUCUCUCUGUGUAUGAUCUUAGUCCAUCACGCUUCCAUUCA